Diversispora eburnea is the source of this 2031-nucleotide messenger RNA. NCBI's taxonomy places the organism in Eukaryota, Fungi, Glomeromycota, Glomeromycetes, Diversisporales, Diversisporaceae. The record is from the annotation of a GenBank genome assembly.
AUGUCAUUGGAACAAACUCACCUUAAAUCUAACCGAUACUCACCUUCUACCGGAAUUAUGGAGCGAGCAAAUCGUCGUAAAUCUACUUCUAAAUCAAGUCAUAAAGCGACUCACAAAGCUUCAAAAAACACUCCAAAAAGUGAACCACCUCAAAUGUCAUCAUUUGAUAUAUCAAUUUCAAGUAUUCCAAGUGAAUAUCCUGUCAAUACUUUAAAUAUAGCUCAAAAACCACCAUUAAACGAUCAGAAUCAACCUAAUUCUUCAUAUCCAAGUCUCAGCCACUUUACUAUGUCCAGUUAUAGUACUGAAGACGGUAAUGCUUGGAAUACUGAAAAUACUGAACCUCAAUCAUCUGAAAAUAUUUCUAUGAAAUCUUCUUCGACUGAAGAUAAUUACCCAAAUAUGUUGAUUAUCAAUUCGGAGGGAUCUUCUCUUGGUGGACAAUCACGAGAAUCUUCUAAUAUAUCUAAUAUAUCACUUAAUAUAACUCCUUAUGUAACACCUUGUAUAUCAAGAGAUGUAUCAUUUAGUAGAACUGAAUCUGGUUUAUCUAUCCAUAGUAGUAUAAUUAGCCAAUCACGUAGUUCCUCACCUUUUAUACAUUCAGAAUCUCAUUCUCCUUAUCAAUCAUCAUAUGAAACCGUAAAUGAAGAUAGUGAUUAUUGGGAUGAUAGUCAACCUGAAAAUAAAGAAGAUGAUGACGAUGACAGUGGAUAUGAAAUGAGACCGAUUUCUGGAAUCGAUGAUAAUUCUGGUGAUGUAAUUGAACAGAUUGAACAAGAUCAACAACAAACGACGCAAAAUGAAGAUCAGAUCCCAGAAAUGAAUGAAAGUUACUUCCACCAUAUUUGGAAUGCUAUUAAAAUAUCGAUAAAUUGGAUCAUUGGCAGAUUAGGAUUAGGAUAUAUUAUUGAACCUUUUAGAACUAGUGCACGUGGAAGUAGUACUGAAAUAAGCAGAUUUCGGAAUUUCAUGUCUGAAUUUGUAAAUAAUUCUAUUAGGGUAAUGUGUGGAAAUCAAACACCGGAAAUAAUAAAUUUUGAUUUAAUAAGUGAUAACGGUAAUAUUGGACUUGAACACAAUGAUGCUUUAAUUAAAUCAGCUGUUGCUGACAAAGUUAAAACAUUAUGUGCCGCUGAAGUUCAAAAGAGAAUUCCUCCACAAAAUCAGGAAAUGGUUAAUUAUCGUGCAAACGUAUUUCCUGAUGAAAAUGUGGUCGUUAUGGUUAGACAAGAAAUUCAAAGAGCCGUGGAAGAGAUGUUAUAUACUUAUUCUCAAGACAAAUUAAAUAAAGCUGAUUUUGCAUUAUCUUCGGGUGGAGCUAAAAUAUUAAGCAGCUUAACAUCUCCAACCUAUGAACAAUGGCCAACACAAUGGUAUAAAAUAAUGUUGGCUUCUACAAUUGGUCAUGGAAUUACGAGAGGUAAACCUCCUGUUACAGCAAUCCAACCUGAUACUCACGUUGGACAAUGUUGGCCUUUUACCGGCCAAGAAGGUCAAUUAGCUAUAUUAUUGAGCAGAGAAAUUUAUGUGACUGCAGUAACUUAUGAUCAUGUAAGCAUAAACGUUGCUAUGGGCUUAACUAGUGCACCAAAAGAGUUUGAUGUUUACGGAAUCGUUAAUAGUGAUUAUUUGAAAGUAAAAAGGAAUGAAAAGGCUUUUAAUAAUGAAGAAGAAUUAUUUUCAGAACAAAAUAAUAAAGACACAAAAGAAAAUAUAUUUAAUAAUGAUUUUGAUGAUGAAUCAGAUUCAAAUAUUAUUUUGGAUUCAAGUAAUUCGAAUAUCAAAGGUGAUAUUGAUAGUGGUGAUGGUGAAUUAAAGCUUGGAUCAUCAUCAAAAUAUGAAGUACUUUUGGGUCGAUUUGUUUAUGACGUUAAUGGUCCGCCAAUACAAACUUUUGAUGUGAAUAAAGUUGACAAACCUAUAAUAGCAGUUAUUCUAAAGGUGAGAAAUAAUUGGGAUAAUCCCAAAUAUACUUGUUUAUACCGAUUCCGUGUCCACGGUGAACGUGCCGACUUGAAAAAAGAUUAA